Molecule: messenger RNA, 1091 nt
Organism: Scutellospora calospora
Lineage: Eukaryota; Fungi; Glomeromycota; Glomeromycetes; Diversisporales; Gigasporaceae
Source: the annotation of a GenBank genome assembly
AUGGCUUGGAGAAACGUUAAAAAGUUGGGAAAUCUUAUUAAUGAUAUUCGAACUCCAAAGAACGUUAAUCCUCAAAAUACUGCGGCGUCGACUAUUUUAUCUUCACAUGACACUUCAUCGAAUGAUAACCUUUUGGUUUCUUCUACAAAUAUUCAAGAUUCGGCUUGUACUAGCCCUUUUUCUGCCCAUAAUUGUGAUACGCGUUCGAAUUUAACUGAUAUCCAUUGCGAAUUACGUGAUGCGAGUGAAUUACUUUAUCUUCAGUUACCUGAAGAUGUUAAACUCGUAUUGGAUAGGCUUCGGAAUUUACAACGUAUUGAAAAUUCUUUCUUAUUUUAUGAUAAAUUGCCUAAUGGUGAUUGGCAGUGUCCAUUCGUGACGUUAGAGUCUUCCUUGAUGUCAAUAUUAAUAUUGGCUCCUACCUUAUUAUUGGUCAAUGCUCCUGGUUCCCUAAAAUUGGACGAUGACAACGAUGAUCAUGGAUAUUAUGAUACAGAUGAUUAUUUAUCCUCACGUCCAUCCUCUUCGAUAAUCCAAGAAGAGGCCCUUUCUGUCAUACAUGAAAAUGUGGAAUGCCAUUAUAUCGGUCAUUCUGAACAAUCUCUACAUCCCAAAUAUUAUGCCCGUCUUUCUCAUUCUUCAAUGUCAACUUUUCAUUCUGAAUCAUCUGAAAAGUCUUCAAAACACUCCUCAUUGAUUAAAGUUUUGAGCUCUUCUAGCCUCCUGACUAAAAUAAUUGGUUCUAUGUUAUCACAUCAUAAUGAUGCUCUAAUGAAUUCAUUUACCGAUUCUACAACUCUGGAUAAUUUUCAUCGACUGUAUGCUCGAGUAUCUAAGGAGUCAAAGGAUCUAACAGACCAAAUAAGGAAAAUCACCACACAAGGAAAAACGGAUGAGUUAGUGGAAUAUGGUCAGACUGUUUAUAACGAAUUAGUAUUUCAUGCAAAUAAUUUGGUUGAAGCAUUAGAUUUAUUUGUAAAAUUUGUUAAUCAUCUUCCGCAACUUUAUGAAGAACCAUCGGAAUUGAAUUUAACAUCUCCAGUGGAUGCUCAACCAAAAGAGUCUUUGGUGACUGAACAAAAAUAUAAAAG